This is a messenger RNA of Megalobrama amblycephala (Wuchang bream), 1172 nucleotides long. Its product is annotated as CD44 antigen-like. Gene Ontology annotation, biological process: cell adhesion; inflammatory response; positive regulation of ERK1 and ERK2 cascade. The record is from RefSeq and is a predicted model, not a curated record. Gene Ontology annotation, molecular function: hyaluronic acid binding; cytokine receptor activity. The coding region runs from base 416 to 937 and encodes 173 amino acids. The transcript has 7 exons. Gene Ontology annotation, cellular component: basolateral plasma membrane; plasma membrane; macrophage migration inhibitory factor receptor complex. NCBI's taxonomy places the organism in Eukaryota, Metazoa, Chordata, Actinopteri, Cypriniformes, Xenocyprididae.
ACUGCAUGAAUUCCCAUCUGACUGUUCUUCUCUGGAACUUCAGUUUCAUUUAGUGCACUGCUUUCAUUUCAUGUGACUCCACAUACAGUACAUGUGAACUGUGAGGAGAGAAAGCUGUAGCUUAUAGUAGAUGCAGUAGAUCAUGAGGUGAAGGAUGAAUCAGGAAUCAUGACAGUCAAUGUUGUAGAAAAACAGAUUCACUCUCUGAACACACUGAAGGAGAGAGAGAGAGAGAGAGAGAGAGAGAGAGAGAGAGAGAGCGGUUGAGGAGGAGUAGAAGGGAGUGUUCAAACACACACCACCCUUUUCUCUCAUCUCUAUUAGAGCCGACACUGAAAUCUCAAAUCACAAUACUCCAAACUCACAGCGAACUCUGUCCCAGCUCUAUUCUACAGCAACCUUGCCGGUCAUCAGGAUGUGGAUGGUGCUGCUGGGACUCGUGUCUGGAUUACUGGCCUCCUCCAGAUCAGAGGCGACCGCAGUGGUGAAUGCACGGAGCUGCAGCUAUGUUGGAGUGUUUCAUGUCGAGGGGAGCGAACGCUAUAAUCUGACGUAUGAGAUGGCCAAGAGCUUGUGUGAAGAGUUAUCAUCUUCAUUAACCACUAUGGAGCAGGUGGAGGAAGCCUAUAAAAAAGGACUACAGACAUGCAGGUAUGGCUGGGUAAACGGCACAAAGCUGGUGAUUCUCCGUCACGAGUCAAACGAAAACUGUGCUAAUGGCCAAAUCGGCAUCACCAAGAAGAUUCCAGACGGAAAGAAAUAUGAUGCUUACUGUUACGAUGCUACAGAUUUGUCAGUGAAAAACUGUGCAGCUGAGAUUGAUCCUUACAGUAUGAAUACAGGACACUCAGAUACGGCCAUAUCAUCAGGCUGGCUGGUCAUUUUAAUGGCAGUGUUUUGGCAGUUCUUCUCAUUAUGCUUCUCUGUGUUAUUGUAGCAACCAAAAAAGAUGGUGUGGCAAGAAAUGGACUCUGAUUAUUGCAAAAACAAACAAACAAAAAAAGAACAACAGUGAAGAAAAUCUGGAUGAGUCAACAGAGAAAACAUUAUAAAACAUGACCAGAGAAAGUGAAGUUAUUUGGCUUUGCUUGGUAUAUAACACUGGUGAAAUCAGUGCUUGUCAGAUGAAAGACACAACUAAGAUUGUUCAAUAAACUCAGUUGUUUCUGUCA